Adineta ricciae is the source of this 2238-nucleotide messenger RNA. The record is from the annotation of a GenBank genome assembly. Lineage: Eukaryota; Metazoa; Rotifera; Eurotatoria; Adinetida; Adinetidae.
AUGGCGAACGCAAGUCAGCCACUUCCUACAGCUAACGUCGUAUGGAAUAAUUUAUUGGACGAUAUUGAACAUCUCUUUCAAUAUCAAACAAUUCGAUAUUCGAAAUGGAUGACUCUUUACACCCAUAUUUUUGAUUAUUGUACAAAAAGAACACAAUUAUCCGACAAUCAAAUUUUAUAUCAACAAUUUGAAGAAUAUCUUGAGAACUAUCUAGAAAGGUUUUGUCAAUCUGCCCUUCAAUCACCAGAACUAAACUUUCUUGAAUGCUACGUAAACCAGUGGCGAAGAUACUGCCGUUCCAGUAAAAUCUUGCAUGGUAUUUGUUCGUACUUUCAUCGUUCUUAUGUUCAUCGAGAACGAAAUAGCGGUAAUGAUCGUAUUCAGGAGAUCUACCCGUUAGCCAUGCAAAUGUGGCAAAACAUUGCCUGUCGGACGUUUCAUACUCAUCUCGCAUUUAUUUGCUUGAAUAUGAUUCAUGGUGAACGACAACAUCAAGUUAUCGAUCGAGAACUUCUUCGAAGCGUUAUUCAGACAUAUAUCUCAUUUUAUGUGGAUGAAAGUCGAAUUACAUUGGAUACGGAUGAGAACCUAUUAAAUAUCUAUCAAGAAUAUUUCGAAGAACAGUUUCUACAUGAUACCAUUGAAUUUUAUCGAUCGGAAAUAAUGAAACAUCUUCAAGAACAAUCCAUCCUCGAAUAUAUUCUAAAGAUUCCUCAAUAUAUUAACGAAGAAGUUUACCGAGCAACGUUUUACUUACAUCCAUCGACAAUUGAAAAGCUAAUCAAAAGUCUUGAACAAGUAUUUAUUUGCGAUCAAUUGACAAUCAUCUAUUCCGAAGCCAAAAUACUCGUACAUAAUGAAGAUAUUUCCAAUUUGAACCAUUUAUAUCAGAUAAUCAUGCGUGUAAAAACUACCAAAGUUGAAUUAAUAGAAAUCGUAGAAACACAUAUUUAUCAAACAGCAAUCGAGACAAUCCAACGAAUUAGUCCAUUAUCUACCAUCGACUUACACGUUUACAUUGAAACGAUCCAUAAUCUCCAUGACAAAUAUCUCGUAUUUUGUCAGAAAGUAUUUGAUAAUGAUUCAGAUCUUAUUAAUGUUUUCCAUCGAACUUGUCGCAGAUUUAUUAAUGAUAAUGUCAUUGUUCGUGCAAUGGGCAACACAACAAAAAUGUCCGAGCAUUUAGCGUAUUACUGUGAUAAACUUCUGAGAAAAACAAUGAAAAAGGAAACCAAUGCGGAGAACAUUUUUCCUCAAAUUAAGACUUUGAUAUACUAUAUCUUUGAUAAAGAUAUCUUUAUAAAACUGUAUUCGAGACUUUUAGCUAAACGACUACUCAAUCAGUCGAACGUGGGAAUCGAACAUGAAAAACUAAUGGUUUCUUAUAUUAAAGAUACUUGUGGAUAUAUGUGUACCCUUCGGAUGAUACAAAUGUGUCGUGAUAUUGAAACUAGUGUCAACGUUCUUUGUCAAUAUCAUAAAUAUUGUCAAGAGAAACAAUUUUCUACGAAAAUUAAGUUCAAUGCUAUGAUACUGAAAUCGGAAUUUUGGUCAUUUUCGAAAGCACACAAUGUUAUUCUUCCCUAUGAUUUCAAUCAUAUCAUAGACUAUUUUACCAACUUUUACAACUGUGUUUACAGUGGACGGAAGUUGAUAUGGUUUCAUCAGCAUUCGAAGGGUGAAUUACAAGGAUAUUUUCAGAAUAGGAUGUACACAUUUCAAGUAUCAGUCUAUCAAUUGAUCAUACUUUUACUAUUUAACAAUCUCUCGGAGUAUUCCGUGAAAAGAAUUCAAGAAGAAACACAAAUUCAACUUGAUACACUGCUACAAAUUUUAAACGUAUUAUUCAGAUCAAAGAUUUUAACAUUGAAAAAGUCUGUUGAUCAACAGGAAUUGCAUCUUGAUGCUAUCGUACAAUUGCAUGAAGAUUACACUAAUGAUAAACUUCGAGUGAGUUUAAACAUUCCAGUAAAAUCUGUCGAACAAAACGAUGCAAAAGCUUUCCAAGAGGAGAUUGACCAUGAUCGAACGAUGAUGAUUCAAGCUACGAUUGUACGAAUAAUGAAACAAAACGUGGCAAUGGAUGAAAAUCUUUUGAUACAGAAAGUCAUAGAACAACUUACUUCGUAUUCUAAUGUUGAUGUUUCUGUGAUCAAGAAAUGCGUUAAGAUUCUGAUUGAAAAAGAAUAUCUUGAACAAUACGCUGAACAAACCAAUAUUCUUCUUUAUAAAGCUUAA